Synchiropus splendidus (mandarinfish) is the source of this 1169-nucleotide messenger RNA. RefSeq names its product proteoglycan 4a (gene prg4a). The transcript is spliced from 7 exons. Lineage: Eukaryota; Metazoa; Chordata; Actinopteri; Syngnathiformes; Callionymidae. The record is from RefSeq and is a predicted model, not a curated record. The coding region runs from base 1 to 1077 and encodes 358 amino acids.
AUGACUCCACUGGUAAAGCAACAUUCUCUGAAGAAAGAUUUCCCAGCAGAGCUGAAUAGCAUCGCCUCAGGCGCCCAUCACGCUGGCGGUGACCCUGGUCCACAGGUCAACAUCCACUUGGUGCUGUCGCCCCCGGCUGGUGUUGCUGGUCAGUCGCCUUGUCCCCAUGAAGGAGGUUUUAAAAGUGAGAGUCCAGUCAGUAAGAGGCACCUGGGUUUGUCUACAGGCCUCGGGCCCAGACCCAACACCCUUGAGGACCUGGUCCGGGCGCUCGGCAUCAAGAUUGUCGAUUCACCGGGAACAGGAGUGUUUGCUGACCACCCCUGCAGCGACGCGCCCAUCAACGGAGUCACCGCUCUUCUCAACGGAACGAUCUUGAUAUUUAAAGGUCAACAUUUUUGGUCGGUGGAUCCGCUGACUCGCACCAUCAGUCGUCCUCAGAGCAUCACCCGCACACUGGGGGUCCCAGCUCCCAUUGAUACUGUGUUCACUCGCAGUAACUGUGCUGGCACCACCUACAUUAUCAAGGGAGACCUGUACUGGCGUCUGGAUGAGAGUCUUCGUUUGGAACCAGGGUUUCCCAAACCUCUGAGCGCAGAGUUCCCUGGUCAGACCAGGGUGGUAUCAGCGGUUCUGGCCGUCCCUGCCUCCAUAUCCCGACCAGAGACCCUUUACUUCUUUCACCACGGAGACACCAUGCAGAUGUUCACCUACCCAGCGGGCUCCACCCCGACCUGCAGCUUGAACAACACAGCCCCCACACCCUUCAGCGGCCCAGCUGAUCUGCUGCAGAGAGAACUUAACAUUAGGGUUUCCAUGAAGGGGUUCCCUCUCCCGGUGACCUCUGCUCUGUCCAUCCCACGACCUCUGAGGAGCAACACCUACGAACACUACGUCUUCAGCGGACCUUUGUUCUUCAGUGUGGAGGUCUCCAGUGACCUGCCAGUCGUGGUAGAGCCCGACCCUUCAGCUGAGCUCACACCCUUACUCUUCCAACGCCCUCAGAACAACCCGGCCAGCAUUGGCCCAACCCAGCCCCCCAACUCCAUCGCAGCCUGGCUGCAGUGUGCGCAGUAAAACCAGAAAACAAGCUGCUGGACAGCAAACUGCUGCAUGCUUUGUUCACUAACUCAUAUCGGCAUUUACUCACCAACAUCAAUAAACAAACA